GGUUUUCUUCCUCUUUUCCCUCUUACGAUGGCCGCAACGCAUAACACCACCACCAGCAAUACCUCCACCUCCACCUCCAUCUCCAUCAUUGACCAAUUACGGGUGCUGUUGCCACGGAAAUGGUCGCUACGCACCCUCAGCUACGGUGCCAUGGCAUUCCUGCUGACACUCGACUUCUUUAUCAUACGCUCGCCCUCUCUGCUCGUACGGUUGGCAUUAGCAGUACUGCUCAUCUCCUCGACAAUGAUACCCUACAUCCGCCGCUUUACUGUCCCAGCAAUGCCUAUUUUCACCUGGCUCAUCACCUUUUACGCUAACCAAUUCAUCUCUACCGACUAUCGCCCGGGUCAUAUCUUUGUCAACAUCCUGCCCAGUCUUGAGCGCAUUCUCUAUGGUGCUAACCUGUCCGAGAUCAUAUCAAAGCAUCAACACCCCAUCCUGGACGUACUUGCCUGGCUUCCUUACGGCGUCAUUCAUUUCUCUUUGCCCUUCAUCUUUGCGCUGGCAUUGUUCGUAUUCGGUCCUCCCAAGUCACUGCAGGUGUUUGGCAAAGCAUUUGGAUGGAUGAACGUAUGCGGUGUUCUCACUCAGCUGAUGUUUCCGAAUGCAUCGCCAUGGUACGAGGUGAGCUAUGGUUCAGCACCUGCUGACUACACGAUUCCUGGUGAAGCCGGUGGUCUUGCCCGAAUUGACAAGAUUCUUCACCUCAAUCUCUAUGGUUCGUCGUUCGGCGCAUCGCCUUUGGUGUUUGGUGCCUUUCCUUCGCUUCAUUCAGGCUCUGCGACGAUCGAGAUGGCAUUUUUGGUGUAUCUGUGCCCACGAGCGUGGCCAAUCGCUAUCGCGUACACCAUGUGGAUGUGGUGGUCCACCAUGUACUUGACACAUCACUAUCUCGUUGACUUGGUGGGUGGUUCGAUCUAUGCAUUCUGCACUUUCUUCAUCGCACGGCGUUAUCUUCCUGUCGUUCGAUCGGAUUGCCGUACGCGUCUCGAUUACUUGGGUAUUCGUGAGAUCAGCCUCCGUAGCUUCAUCCAGAGUAUCGAAUUCCACGCCAACUACGGUCAUCUUGCCAACAAAUAUGAGGCAGAAGAAGACGCUGACUAUGAAAAGCUUAUGCAUGAAACUGUUGAUAUGGAUGGUAUGCCACAAGAUGUACUCGUCUUGAUGGAGCCUGAGGAGAAGAUGGCACUGCGUCUACGUCGCCUUGAUGCCAGCAUGGAUGAAGAGGAGAAUGUGGGUUUGUCGUACUCGGGGUCAUCAUCACCUGCAGAACCUGCGUCUCCUACUACGCCCCAUACACCCUUGACGUUUCCUCAGUUCCCGCUUCAUUCAAAAUCUUAAUUACCCUUUGCAUUACUUACUAUCACCGUAUUACUACCAUUACUACUACUGCUUACUAUACUACUACUACUACUACUACUA
Molecule: messenger RNA, 1422 nt
Organism: Zychaea mexicana
Lineage: Eukaryota; Fungi; Mucoromycota; Mucoromycetes; Mucorales; Lichtheimiaceae
Exons: 2
Coding region: 28-1341 (437 amino acids)
Biological process (GO): sphingolipid biosynthetic process; inositol phosphoceramide metabolic process
Cellular component (GO): inositol phosphoceramide synthase complex
Molecular function (GO): inositol phosphoceramide synthase activity
Source: RefSeq, a predicted model, not a curated record